GACGUGAUGUCACCGUUGGGGGUGGGGCUAUGUGUGGUAGGGGGCGGGGCACCGCGCGGCUCUGCUGGGGACGCAGUGAGCGGGCAGGGAGCGCGGCGCUCCGUGGUGAGAGCGACAACGAUUCACCACCUCCUCACCUCACCUCGCUCGCUCUCCGCCGCCACAAACUCCUCAACAACUCGGCUCACUCACUAACUCACUCACUUGUCCAGCGCGCAAGAGAGGAGGAGGAGGCGGCGGCGGUGGUGGUAAGGGGGGGAGGGGGUGAGAGCGGGCGGGCCGGCCGGCGGGUUGUUGCCUUUCUUGUGGUCCACCAUGGGGGAGACGAAGAUCAUCUACCACAUCGACGAGGAGGAGACGCCGUACCUGGUGAAGGUGGCGGUGCCCGCCGAGCUCGUGACGCUGGCCGACUUCAAGGCGGUGCUCAACAAGCCGCACUGCAAGUUCUACUUCAAGUCGAUGGACGCCGACUUCGGGGUGGUGAAAGAGGAGAUAUCUGACGACGCGGCGCGACUGCCCUGCUUCAACGGGCGCGUGGUCUCCUGGCUGGUGGCCGCCGACCCCUCGGAGACCGGCUCACAGUGCUCGGAGCCCAAGGCGGAGCUGCCCCCGCCGCUGGAGCGGACAGGCGGCAUCGGAGACUCGCGGCCGCCCUCCUUCCACCCCAACCCUGCCGGCAGCCAGGAAAGCCUGGACCGGGCCACAGACACGGAGUCGGUGCUGUCGGCGCGGAGCGAGAGACGGUCGCGGAGAGACCGGGAUCCUCGGCAUGAGCACACAGGACCAAGGCCGAAUGGGCUGGUGAAGCCCGUGCCAGGCCGGCCGCUGCAUGCGCCGCAGCACCCUCACCACGCCCCACCUCACCAUGCAGUGGCGGCUCCCCACCACCAUCACCACCACGCGGCGCCAGCGGCGCCUCACCAGCACGCGUACGACGCGUCGAGCGUGGUGAGCAGCGAGCUGGAGGAGACGAGCGCCUUCGACUCGGAGGAGGACGAGGAUGACGACAACGCCAGCCGGUUCAGCACGUCCACCGAGCAGACGGGCUCCUCGCGGCUUCUCAAGCGCCACCGCCGCCGGCGGAGGAAGCACCGCAUGCAGGAGAUGGACCGGGCUUCUUCGUUCAGCAGCAUCACGGACUCCACCAUGUCGCUCAACAUCAUCACCGUGACCCUCAACAUGGAGAAGUACAACUUCCUGGGCAUCAGCAUCGUGGGGCAGAGCAACGAGCGCGGAGACGGCGGCAUCUACAUCGGCUCCAUCAUGAAAGGCGGCGCUGUUGCAGCCGACGGGCGCAUCGAGCCCGGCGACAUGCUGCUGCAGGUUAACGAGGUCAGUUUUGAGAACCUGAGCAAUGACGAUGCGGUCCGUGUGCUUCGGGAAGUGGUGCACAAGCCCGGGCCCAUCAGCCUCACCGUGGCCAAGUGCUGGGACCCAACUCCCCGCAGCUACUUCACCAUCCCACGCAACGAGCCGGUGCGCCCCAUCGACCCGGCCGUGUGGGUGUCCCAGGCGGCGGCCAUGACGGGCACGUUCCCUCGCUACCCGCCCAGCCACUCGAUGAGCACCGUGACCUCCGGCAGCUCCUCGCUCACCUCCUCUGUGCCUGAGUCCGAGCGUGAGUCCCCAAGAGGCUAUGACGAGUACCAGCUGAGCGUGCACACCGACAUGGUGACCAUCACCAAGGCCAUGUCAGCGCCCGAGUCCGGCCUGGAGGUGCGCGACCGCAUGUGGCUCAAGAUCAAAAUCCAGAACGCCUUCAUCGGCUCGGAUGUGGUGGACUGGCUCUUCAGCCACGUGGAGGGCUUUGCCGAUCGGCGCGACGCCAGGAAGUUUGCCUCUCGCCUGCUGCAGGCUGGCCUCAUCCGGCACACGGUCAACAAGAUCACCUUCUCGGAGCAGUGCUACUACAUCUUUGGAGACCUCACCGCAGACCUCAGCAAGCUGACCCUGCAGGAGCCCGACUGCGCCAGCAUCUCGUCGGACCAGGACACGCUGGCGCCGCUCCCGCUGGCGGCGGGCGGUCCCUGGGCCACUCUGAGCCACCCUUACGGCGCCGCGUUCCACCACUACCCACCCCCGGCCGUGCCCGCCCACCCGCACGCCUACUCUCCCUACCCGCCCGGCUACCACGAGGUCACCGGAUAUGCCUAUGCCGUGGCCGCCGCGCCCAGCCAGCACAGCGAGGGAAGCCACAGCAGCGGCUCAAACCGCAGCGGAGGCAAGGAGCGUGACCACCGCCGCAUCGGCGGCAGCGGUUCCGCGGGCGGCGGCGCGAACGAGGGCCGCUCGAGCGCCGGCAGCGGCAGCGAGUCGGACCGCGCGUCCACGCGCAGCGGCGUGUCCAGCGCCGGCACGGCGCAGCGGCGCGAGCGCGCCGACAGCGUCCGCUCCUUCCCCGGCAGCGAGGCGCACUCGGCGCACUCCGCGCGCCGCAGCUCCGCCGGGUCGUCCGCCGCCGGCUCCUCGCACCACCAGCACCACCACCACCACCCGCCGGGGCCCCCCCCGCCGCCCCCGCCGCCCCCCCCGUUCUACCACCACGCGUACGGCCCGCCGGGGAUCCCGCCGCCCUACGCGGUGCCGCCCGGGAUGAUCGCCGUGCCGGGCCCCAUUCACGUGCACCAGCUGCACCAGCAGCAGCCGCAGAUGAUGCCCGGCGGCGUGGGCGGGGGCUCGGGGCCCCCCUCCGCGGUCGGAGGGGGGGGCCCCCCCCCACCAGGCGCCCCCCCCGUGCGGGACUUGGGGUCUGUGCCGCCCGAGUUGAUGGGCAGCCGCCAGUCGUUCCACAUGGCCAUGGGAAACCCGUGCGAGUUCUUCGUCGACGUCAUGUGACGGCGGCGUCACGCGCCUGCCGCAGUCAGAGGUCAAAGUAGAGUUUGCGUGCGAGGUGGGGGGGGUUGGGGGGAUUUGGGGGAUCGGGGGGGGGGGUUAAUGACGAUCUGGUGACCGGGUUACGGUGUCAUCACCGGAGACUCGGGGUUCAACGUGUGGCUGCGACGGGGCAGCGCUGCCUUGUCGCGCGAGUUUUUUAAUCACCAGCAGUCGUAGAUUUUUCUCUCGCUCAGUGCGCUGGGGUUGGUGCCAUCGUCCAUGGCUGGCCUAUCGAAGUGCCUUAAGGUGUCAAAGAAUGCUUCCUGUUGGAAGCUUACAGAACAAAACAAAGCAAUAGAGAGAGACGCACAGCGGAAGCCCCCGUUCUGUCCUGGGCUGCGUUCGCUGUGGCUAGUGGAUUGGCGUGGCUGGACUGUGGUGGUGUUGUUGGUGGUGGUGUGGUGGAAAUCCUCGGCAACAAUGCUGCUGUGGAGUCGUGCCGACAAUCGUCGUAACCUCGACCCUGUCCACUAAGCCCAGGUCACCAUUCCCCAUUGGCGGUGUUGGAGAUUAAUGCGGCGUGCAAUUCUGCUUCCUCUAAGAGAUAUUUCCCUCACCCCCUUCACCGUAUCCAGAACCCCUUGAGCAUUACCCCAGUGCCCUAACACUCACGCGUAAGCCGCGAAACGAUACGCCCCUCGUGAUCCGUCGAAUUAGACUCGCGCCAUCGUUACACGCGUAGGGAGCGUGCCUGUAGGAAUAGGUCGUUCGCCAUUUCUGCAACAUGUAAGUAAAGGCUAACUUGGAACUAAUGAGAUGCGGUGCACUGGGGAGACGCUACAAGCACGUGACAGACAACACUCGGGAGAGGCUACAGAGCUUGCGGCGUGGCCGGCCCGUCACCGGCGAUCGCUCCUCAAGUUCGUUGUUGGGAUGCCGCAAGAGGCUCGAAUCGUCAGCGGCGGUGGCGCCGCUCGCUCGGGAGCGGUCGCGGUGCGAAGCCCUCCACGUGCGUUUGGGGUCAACGGAGCAAGUCGGCUGCCGACCACGGACCGCUGCCACCAGGGCGCGAGCCGCCGUGUGAAGCGCGUUACCGUGCGGUUCGCUCGCCGGGGAGGAACCCACGCGUUCUAAACUCGACGCUUGAACUCGCCGCACGGAGGCGCGAGGCUCGCGCGGCCGUCAAGGAGGGGGGGGGGGGGGGGGGGGCAGUGUGGCGAACGGUUGAGGCUCCGCUCAGGGGCAGUCACUGCCGUGCCCGGUUUAAAGCGCCUCCCGACGAUUAGCACGGUUGGCUACGUACGGUGCGAAAGAAGUUACGCGUGCGGGCGUGCAACCACGCUCCUGCCCGCGCGUGGAGAACAAAAA
Molecule: messenger RNA, 4182 nt
Organism: Petromyzon marinus (sea lamprey)
Lineage: Eukaryota; Metazoa; Chordata; Hyperoartia; Petromyzontiformes; Petromyzontidae
Product: segment polarity protein dishevelled homolog DVL-3-like
Biological process (GO): intracellular signal transduction; canonical Wnt signaling pathway
Cellular component (GO): cytosol
Molecular function (GO): frizzled binding
Source: RefSeq, a predicted model, not a curated record